GUCAGCUGAUGCGUUGCUGAGUGCAAUUUUUUCUUCGGACCGAUUGAAUUAAACGUGGCUGGGUAGGAUUGAAUAUUAAUAAAUAUUCAGACCAAGUCCGAAUGUAUAAAAAUAUGACAAGGUGACUCGUGCAGCGAAGCACGUGAAAUUAUCAGGUGUCUGUUAACUGUAUAGUCGAUUGACUGAAUCGAAACAACACUAUGACAUCAAUCAAAAGUCAGGCGAGAGCCGAUGCAGCUAUGCCAGAAGAGUCGAUAGACGUUGGAAAUGCGGAGGAAAUUGAUGGAAAUCAACGAUGCGAAUCACCAAAGCGUGGUACAACUUUAUCGACGAGUACGAGCAGCUUUGAGGCCUUGGAUCCUCACGAUCCUAACCUGAGUCGUUUGGCUAAUACCAUGUUUCAAAAGACAGGUGAAUACCUCCAAGAAGAACUGACCUCGACUCAUGCUGACUACCGCUUACUUGAGCGUUUGAACAAAGAAGCAAUCGGAAAGUAUGCCGAAUUGAAAACAAUAUCUUCCAACGUUUCCCACGCCCUGGUAGCACUCAACUCCAAAUACAAGAAACUUCAGCCAGUGCUCGAUAAUAUCAAUGAGAUUGAUGACAGCGUUACAAAAUUAGAGCAAGCAGCUUAUAAGCUUGCAGCUUAUUCCAAGCGAUUAGAAACAAAAUUCAAGGAUCUUGAAAAGGAAAGCAAGGCCAAAUGAGAGUACUCAAUCUUAUAUUGUCCAGUGAUUGGAUGUUCAAUGACAAUCUGACAUAAUCCGAAUCUGUAAUACAAGAUUGAAGCAAAGAAUAUUUAUUCUUACUUCUCCUGUAGGGUUUUGGAACCUCUAUAUUUCUAUUGA
Messenger RNA from Diprion similis, 848 nucleotides. It is a transcript of the gene Blos2, whose product is annotated as biogenesis of lysosome-related organelles complex-1 subunit 2. The transcript has a single exon. The record is from RefSeq and is a predicted model, not a curated record. Gene Ontology annotation, cellular component: gamma-tubulin complex; BORC complex; BLOC-1 complex. The coding region runs from base 201 to 707 and encodes 168 amino acids. NCBI's taxonomy places the organism in Eukaryota, Metazoa, Arthropoda, Insecta, Hymenoptera, Diprionidae. Gene Ontology annotation, biological process: lysosome localization; endosomal transport. Gene Ontology annotation, molecular function: gamma-tubulin binding.